AUGACCCCAUCCACGACCCACGUAGCAAAUGCAAGUAAAGUUCCAAUUUGGGCAAAAGUGACCGAUGAUGGCACAAAAGUCAUUCAAAGUGUGGUGAUCGCAGUACCCGGUGAAGUGGAAGUCAGGAUCGAGACAGCUAGCAAAUUCGCCGCUGAACACGGGUUUACGAAGAUCAGCCCCCGAGUUGCUACUCCUUUCUUCGCUGGCGAUCGCAUGCUGUGGGUGUUCAAGACGAAAGUGUUCGUCAGCGCCUACUACGUUGAUCCUAAGACAGGAGCCAUUUGCGAAAUCUGUUCCGCACAUCCGUUACCGGCCAACUACAGUGCGAUCGUGGCCAAAGAUAUGACAAUUCGAGCAACUGAAAUGGGCGAACUAUGGAAGGACAUUUCGGGUCAAUGGCAUUGA
Messenger RNA from Haemonchus placei, 405 nucleotides. The record is from the annotation of a GenBank genome assembly. NCBI's taxonomy places the organism in Eukaryota, Metazoa, Nematoda, Chromadorea, Rhabditida, Trichostrongylidae.